CGCCCUGCGCCUCCUGCCCCUUACGUCAUCUCUGCGCGCCGCGCGCGGGCCGUGCCGCCGCCAUGGUGCAGCUCGGGAGCCGCCUCCUGAGGGGCCGCGGCGGCCACGUCGUUAUCCGCUUCGCGCUGGGGGGCUGCACCAACCGGCCGUUCUUCCGCAUCGUGGCGGCCAACAGCCGGCGGGCCCGCGACGGGAAGUACCUGGAGCAGCUCGGCUGCCUGGACCCGCUGCCCAACGCGCACGGCGAGAAGGUGGCGGGGCUCAACCUGGAGCGGCUGCGCUACUGGCUGGGCUGCGGCGCGCAGCUCUCCCGGCCCGCCGAGAAGCUCCUGGGGCUGGCGGGGUUCCUGCCGCUCCACCCCAUGACGGUGACCGGCGCCGAGAGGCUGCGCCGGCGGCGACAGCGCGAGCAGCAGCCCCAGGCUGACCCUGCGGACGGCUCGGCCGAGCCCGGCACCGCGUCUUGACACGGCCCGGCCGGGAGGGUCCCGAGCGGCCCGGGGCUGCUCCGGACCGGGACUGCACCGGCCCCGGACUGGGACUGCUCCGGCCUUUCCGGGCCCGAGGACUCCCCUGCCCUGUCAGUGCAUCUGACCCCAUUAAAAUGUUACCUCUGCACUCUG
Serinus canaria (Common canary) is the source of this 623-nucleotide messenger RNA. RefSeq names its product mitochondrial ribosomal protein S16 (gene MRPS16). Lineage: Eukaryota; Metazoa; Chordata; Aves; Passeriformes; Fringillidae. Gene Ontology annotation, molecular function: structural constituent of ribosome. Gene Ontology annotation, cellular component: ribosome; mitochondrial small ribosomal subunit. The transcript is spliced from 3 exons. Gene Ontology annotation, biological process: mitochondrial translation. The coding region runs from base 63 to 467 and encodes 134 amino acids. The record is from RefSeq and is a predicted model, not a curated record.